AAAGUGUAGCUAAAACAACCCAGAAAUAAAGUAAAAUAAGAAGAAAAAUUUACUGCGAUAUUCUGGAAGUGAGUUCUCAAGGGUCCUAUAUUGAUGCCUUCUUCUUCUCUGUCACUCAAGAUUCAUUCUGCAUCAUCCAACAAUUGUGAGAAGAAAAUUUUUCCUUUAUAUUCUUUCCCAUAUUUCAUAUUUUCUUAUCAUCCCAAACCUUGGCCUAAUCAUAUACACAAUUAAUUCUCUCAAAUCAACAUGGCAGUCUCUGCAACACACAAGACCCUUUGCUCCUUUCUAUUGACUCUUUUAAUCUUUGCUUCUGUUCUUGCUCGAGAUGACGAUGAUCAUGAUUUUUCUGUCAGACUCAUCCAUAGACACUCAUCAGAUUCUCCUUACUACAAUCCCUCAGAAACUCUUUUUCACAGCUUAAAGAAUGCAUUGAAACGCUCUGCUAAUCGUCUCAAUCAUUUAAGACGUAGACCAGUUUCACCACACUGGGCUCGUUCUGCUUUAACCAACGAUUAUGGAGAUUAUCUCAUGAGAUUAGCAAUUGGAACACCCCCAGUCGAAGUUCUAGCCACUGUAGAUACAUGCAGUGAUCUUGUAUGGAUACAAUGUAGGCCUUGUUUCGGUUGUGUGAACCAGAGAAAUGCUCUCUUCGAUACUAGAUUUUCCUCAAGUUACAGAACUCUUUCUUGUGAUUCUCGUCCAUGCAAGUCCCUCCAUCGUCGUCACCGAUCUUGCGAAUCCCACGUUUGUCAUUACUCGUAUUCUUACGGAGAUGACUGUCAUAUAGAAGGAGAUCUUGCAAAGGAAACCGUCGCCAUUGAUACUACAGAAGGUGACCAUGUUACUUUUUCUAGAACUACAAUUGGCUGUGGAACUUAUAGCAGUGGCAACUUUUACGAUGCUGGUGUAAUUGGCCUUGGACGGGGAAGAGUUUCACUGAUUUCUCGUAUGAAAGAUUCAAUUCAUGGUAGAUUUUCAUACUGUUUAGUGCCUUACUUUUCUAACGCUGCAAGUAGAAUGCAUUUUGGCCGUAGAAGUGUGGUUUCAGGUUCUGAAGUUUCUCGUUGCAAGCUAGCUUCAGGAGACUCAGACACUUAUUAUUACCUGACAUUAGAAGCAGUUAGUGUAAACAACCAUAGGUUAACAUAUUGCAAGAAAUGUGUCUCAUCGGGAGAUGGGAAUAUUAUUCUUGAUAUAGGAACUACAAUCACAUACUUGCCGUACAGGUUUUAUGAUCGAUUGGAAUCGAGAGUGAGAGAAUCCAUCGACUUGAAUCCUGUUCGUGAUCCUACACAACAACUGGGUCUUUGUUAUAGGGCUGCAACCCAUUUCAGAAUUCCGGUUAUUACAAUGCAUUUUGCCAAUGCGAGUGUGGAGUUGGAUUCUUUGAACACGUUCAUAAGGGUGUCUGAAGGUGUUGUUUGCUUUGCUUUUGCUCCGACAGAUGAUGACAUUGCAGUAUAUGGGAAUUGGCAACAAAUGAACUUCUUGAUUGGCUAUGAACUGAAUAGAAAGAGGGUAUCUUUCAAGAGAACUGACUGCUCCAACUAUUGACCAGUUCUACUAUGUCUCCUUGUUUUUGUCUGAUAACAUAUAUGUUAGUGGUGCAAAUGAUAAUAAAUUAGGGUUAUCAGUUCUAGGUAUUGUAAACACCUUAGUAUUUGGAAAAUGAUUUUUUUUUUUUUUUUUUUUUUUUUUUUUUUUUUUUUUUUUUU
Molecule: messenger RNA, 1718 nt
Organism: Jatropha curcas
Lineage: Eukaryota; Viridiplantae; Streptophyta; Magnoliopsida; Malpighiales; Euphorbiaceae
Product: aspartic proteinase CDR1
Cellular component (GO): extracellular region
Source: RefSeq, a predicted model, not a curated record